CUUUGCAUGUGCCAGCAUUUGCCUUACAAGUUUGUUUCAGAAUGAUGAUGAAUGGAGCCCAGAAACAAUGGUCUCUGGAGAAGUCCCUUCCUCUUUAAGCUUUUUCUCGCAACAUUGUUAUUAUCCUCUUCCUGCAUUGGCAAAAGCAUUAUCUGUUGAGAAACUUUUGCUUUCUUCUGCUUCUUCCCAUUUCAGAGCUUGCUAUUUCCACCAUGUCAAUCAAGAUGAAAGGGAUCUAUAAAAGUCUCAAAUACAUUACCAAAAUCUUUGUUGUGAAGGAGCGCGAAAUUGAAAUUGGUCACCCCACAGACGUUAAGCAUGUGGCUCACAUCGGAUGGGAUGGCCCCUCAGGGAGUGGACCCACUUGGAUGUCUGAGUUUAAAACAGCUCCUGAUUUCUCAACAUCGCUCGGUAAUUUGGAUGAUCGAAGAGAUCCCAAUCCUUUAUCUACCAGCAUCAUGCCUCCUCGAGAUAUGGCAGAUUCAAGCCAAUCAUCAUCAAGCAAUUUCAAGGACACUCAAUCUCAUGAACAUCCUCGUGUUCCUAAAAAGCACAAGCGGAAAAAGGCCAAGUUGGGUUCUGCUAAGUCUUCUCUAACUUCAUCUUCCUCCUCCUCAAAGCAUUUAAGAACUGCAAAGCCGACAACAAAUACAUACAACGAGAUGGAAGCACCACCACCGGUUGUACAAGUCUAGCCAGGAUGGAGAUUCAUCACGUGAACGGCAAAAUCCUGGCCCUUGUUCAUGCAAGUUACAAAUCAGGGGGCUGCGAAAUAAUUCUUCCAUGAACUUCUGUAAAUCCUUGUCCAUUGAAAGAGGGAAAACCAAAAAGAAUGGUAAAGAAGAAUGCUUUGUUGAUCUAGGGUAACUGGAAUGUGAGAGUUUAUUCUUGUACUGUAUUGAUGGUAAAGUUUUGCAGAUUAAAGGACAGAAGUAAGAACUAAGAGAUGCUCAUGUAACAAAAUCAGUUUCCUUGUAUUUCAUGUGAUAUAAGCGGUAGAGAAGUACUUAUGAGUUAUGAGAUUCAAAUGGGGUCCGCUUGGAAAGCUAAAUAUCUUCCUUCUGAUAUAUUGAUACCUGCAAAGCUGCAAUCUGCACCCAGCUAGUUCUCUGAUCCAUGGUGUUUUCUUUGUAGGAUGAAAUUUGUGAAUCA
Neltuma alba is the source of this 1152-nucleotide messenger RNA. RefSeq names its product CRIB domain-containing protein RIC10-like. The transcript has 5 exons. The record is from RefSeq and is a predicted model, not a curated record. Lineage: Eukaryota; Viridiplantae; Streptophyta; Magnoliopsida; Fabales; Fabaceae. The coding region runs from base 213 to 695 and encodes 160 amino acids.